ACCGCGUUGCUAUCGUCAACUAAGUCUAAGAGCAGAAGAACGACCGCGACAGAAUUACAGAAUGAAAUCAGACCCCAAUUAAUGUUUUAAGGAGGACAUACCCGUCUAGAAAAGCAGAAUGGAGGCACCGGUUUCUCAGCAGAUGAGUCAUGCGGAUGACGGUCAUCAGCUACAAACCGGUUUGACUACUGCCGAUGGCACCACACCGUACAGCUACACAGAUCCUGAGUUCCAAUCACCGGCAGCAGGAGGAGGGAAUGGCUACCCCGCUAGCUUCCCUCAGUACUCGGCGGAACCCCCUGCAUCAUCGUAUCAUCCAGAUAGUGGCUGGCUAGGAGCUAGUGGCUUGGGUUAUAAUAGUGAAGAAGAUGCCUGGUCUCAGAGCGAUAUAUCCCUAGUUGGACCUGAAGAAAGCCUUAUGGAUGAAAAUGGGACCAAUCCAUCCGAAACUCUGAAGAAAUUCUCAAGAGAUGACAAGUUAAGGAUGUUAGCCCUGAGACGUCACCUCGAUAACCUUGAUUGUCAGCUCCGGGAUCAAGAGGACAUAGUCGAUACGACUAGGGAGGAACUCGACAAGAGUAGAACGAGUCUUGAAGCGCUGACCUUGGAACGUGAUCAUGUCAUGAUACAGCUCGAUAUAUGCCAGAGGGAUGGCCACUCUGCUAACAUGUAUAGACUACAGAGCAAGUUAGACAAGCUAGCCAAAGAAUUGGGAGCAGAGGCGAUCUUAGAAGCACAGAUCAUGGAAAGACUCGAUAAGGCUGAGUUGCAGCUAUCCCGGUUUGAUCUUGAGCGAGGCAAGUACCUGCUAGAAGAAGAGGAACUUGGGAAGAAGGAAGCUGAUCUAGAGUUGGAGAGGAAGGCUAAUGCUGCCAGGAGAGCCCAGAAGGAAAGUAAAUAUCUGUCACAGGCGGAGCAGAGGAGAAAGAUCAGAGACAGAGACCAUAUAGAGGCUUUGAUGGAACAUGAUAGGAAGCAUAGGGAGGCUGUGAACGCUGCCAAGAAAAGCCAAGAAGUCGCUUCUCAAUACCUCAAACAAUCCUUGGCAAGAUAUCGUCAGGAAGAGGCUGAUGAAUUUGAAAGAGAGAAAGCUCAUGCCGAUAAAAGAAUGGGCACUUUGCUUAAACUCAAGCAAGACAUCAGCUCCAAUAGGGAGAACCUCCGUGCUCUUCAAGCUCGUAAUCGCUAUGAAGCUAAACUGGAGCGGAAGGAAACUGAGGAUGAGAAAGAUCAGCUGAUCACCGGAGGGGAGAAUGCACCUGAAGUCAUGCUCACUAAACAAAGGAUUGAUGAAAGAGAGAAGAGUAGAAAGAAAUAUAAAGCAGAACAACACCAGAAGCAAGCCAAGCUUCUCUCGCACAUCCUGAACGAAGAAAAACAGAUGAAGAGAAGACAAAAGAUGUAUCCUCACGUAUUUGAAGAUCCCAAGUGGGAGAAAUCGUUGAGGGUGAAGCCGCAUAAACGCAAGUCACCGACCAUCCUUAGAGAAAUGGCGUCACCCGAGAUGGAUGCCUCUCAAGGAGAUUAUGAUGAAGAAAUGACUGGAGAGGGAGAGGCUGGCGGAAAGAGGGAAGGAGCCAUUACCAUCACGGAGGAGAUGCUUCAGGAUUCAUCAGACGAGGAAGGAGAAGACUUCCUGUUCGGAGGAUCGUCUGGUGUUGCCAUGGCGAUGGGUACGGUGGAGGAUCCCAUCAAGGAAGAUCUAGCCAAGCCUGAGUUUGAAGGGUUGUGGAAUAAGCAACACAAAGCUUACAAGAUUCCAAAGGAUGAGGAGAAGACGUAUACACUGAAUUACCCCAGUAAAAUGGAGAAGGAGAUGAUGGCCGCUGCUCUUGAUAAACAUCGAUCGGGGAUAGUCAAGAAACAGAUUGCAGCCGGAAGAGAAUUUAAAGGAUGUGCAUUUGUCAGUAAACCUGAGACAGUCCACUUUAAGGAUUUUGAUGUUGGUAAGCCAUACAAGAAGAGGAUUAUCCUGACUAAUAUCUCCUACAGCGUUAACUUCCUCAAAUAUGUGGAUUUAUCAGAACAUCUUAAAGACUUCAUUGAUGUACAAUUUGAUCCACCUGGCCAGAUGUCAGCUGGUAUGAGCUGUGAAAUGCUUGUCACAUACAAACCAAUGAUCAAUGAAGACCUUGAAGGCGAGGUGCAAUUCUUGGCUCAGACGGGUCCUUUCUGCGUUCCUGUUAAGUGCUCUACAAAGAAAUGUGAUCUGUCGAGUGAUGUAGACUCUGUGAAUUUCGGGACCCAGGUGAUUGGAGAGACCUUGAAGAAGACUAUCACCCUGUUCAAUAAAGGAGCUAAGGGAUGUAACUUUGAAUUCAUCAAGACCACAGGUCUGAAAGCAAGAACUAUAACAUCAGCAGGGACAUCACUUGGGAGAAUGACCACUGCCGAAGAGACGGUUUUAGAAGUAGAAGUGAAAGAACCUACUCCAAAGAAAGGAAAGAAAGGAAAAAGCAAGAAGAAAGACGAUGACAAAGCCAAAGCAAAAGCUAAACCCAAGCCAACAUCAGAGACACCAGUAGUAGAUACAGUCCCAGGUUCAUCACCAAGGAAAGAAGAGAUAAGAGAUGAAGAAGACGGAGGAGAUCACUUAGAUGUUAAUGAAGAUGAUAAAGGAGAGAGGCUGGCAUUGUCAGGACGUAGCAAGAAGUCAGUUGUCAUCGUAAGGGAAGAUGAUGAUGAUGAUGCUAUCUCUUUAGACGAUGAUGAUGAUUUAGGACCAGGAGGAUUAGAUGGGAUGAGAUGCGGUGAAGUGACUGGAGGCGAGAUCGGGCCAUUCUCAUCCAUUAAACUAGAAAUCAUCUUUGCUCCUCACACCCCCGGCAAAGUUGACGUGGACUUUGAAAUCAGAUUUACUGAUGAAGAUUCCCAGACAAUCGAUAUCAAGGGAUAUGCCACAGCCAUAGAUGUGCCGGUGUGGGUAGAAAGACAGACAAUAGACCUCAAGAUUUGCAUGUUUGAUCGGCUCUACCAAGACGCGAUCGUUGUGAACAACCGGGCAACAACGGCGCUGCGUCUCCUGUUUGAGGUGCAGAAGGAGCUUAGGAAUUACAUGGAGAUCCUGCCCAAGACGGCCUACAUCCAAGCUCAAUCACAGUUCUCAGCCCAGCUUAAGUUUCUGCCAAGGCAUAGUCUUAUAAAGGAUGCUGCCAAGUUCUUUGACGAGGAGACUGGCGUCCUUGAAGUCCCUACUAUUAUCAAAGUCGCUGAUCAGACCCGUCCAGUUCCCUUCACCAUAAGCGCUGUCGUCACCAAGUCUGACUUUGAAUUUGAUGUCGAUUCCAUCGACUUCGGUUUCUGUACCAUCUACGAGUCGGUCAUCGCAACCGUCAAGCUCACCAACACUUCUGUUCUCUCUCAGAAAUUUGGUUUCGUCAAUUUACCGGAUUUCAUUGAUGUGCAACCAAAUGAGGGCUUUGGAACCCUGUUACCGUUUGAAACCAUUGAACUGGACAUUAUCUUCAGUGCUCAGAAGGCUAAAGAAUAUAGCUUUGAGUUGACCUGCAAGUCGGGCAUUAACAGAGACUUCAAGAUCUCCUGCAGGGGUGUAGGAGUUCACCCUCCCCUUGAUCUUUCUCACUCUGUGAUUCACUUCGCUGCCACUGCUCUAGAGGAUACCUCCAUCACAUCCCUGUACAUCCUCAACACGCACACCAACGCUAACGAGUUCACUCAUCCUGUACCUCGUAUCGGGAAGGGAGAGAUCGCCCCGGUAGGACCCACGUCCUUUGAGUUCGUGGUGCCCAAGGGAGCGCCGAUCGCCAUUUCUCCCUCGGUCGGUACACUGCAACCGGGAAAGAAAAGCUGUAUCUCUGUGAAGUUCAGUCCAAGCCUCGGUGAUGCCGAGAUCCGAGAAGAAGCCGUGAGACUGGUUACAAGGAAUCAAGAAGCCCAAGCCAGGAAGGAGUUCGAGGAAGCUCAGUUAGCUGCGAAGAGGAACGCUGCGGAAGCUGAGGAAGAAGAAAAGAAGGGUAAGAAACCGGCCAAGAAACCCGCUCAGAAAUCAGCAGGAAAGAACAAGGGAGGCAAGGGUAGCGCCGGUCUAACCAGACCCAGAUCGGUGGUCCCACCGAAACCAGAUGAACUAGAUCCAAUGAGUGGUGAUUAUGCAGCCGGGAAGGCCUCAUUAUUGAGACAGUUUGAAGGUGAUUUUAGAAGCUAUUCUAUCCCAUGCUAUGUGGCUUCAGGAAUGACUGCAAAUCCUGGUACACUACCUUAUGAUGUUCACAAUGCGUUAUUCUUGGAGGUGCAUUGUCCAGCGGUGCGUCCAUCUCUGGUAGUGAUAUCAAACCAUGGCCGUAGUGUGGUGGACUUCAGUGAGGUGUCCGUCGGUCAGCGGGUCAUCAAGUCUAUUACCGUCCAGAAUGUGUCUCCUGAGGCUGUAAAUCUCCAAUCAUCUGUUCUAGACACCGGCGGUCCAUUCUUAAUGUUGAAUGCUUUGCGUAGCCUAGCACCAGAUGAAACACACACCAUUCUAAUUGCCUUUGAACCAAUGAAAGCUAACUUAUUCUAUGAAGUGCUUGAUGUCAAGUCCGGUGAACACACGCUUGGUAUCACUAUGAGAGGUCAUGGUCUAAUGCCGGAGGUCAAGCUCUCUCUGGCCGAUGACCGACUGGACAUGGGAUACGUCAUUGCAGGAGAGGAAGCAGAGGAAACAUUCAAGCUGGAGAACAUGUCAUCAUUCGCUAUUGAUUAUCGUAUCCUGUUGGAUAGUCUGUCGUACCAGAAGCAGCUUAGCCAACGUGAGCUGCCUGUAUUCAUCAAGAGAGAUAAUAAGAAUGUCGUAGGGCCAGCCAACUAUGAUGGAAGAAGUGUCUUUGAUUGUACUCCGUCCGAUGGUACACUUCAACCAGGCAAGAAGGUUGAGAUCCGAGUGUUGUUUCGACCUGACCAUGCCAGCGGUCUCUUCUCCGAUAUGGCUCGCGUUCAGUUGUUUGGGAAGCAGGAAGCCCAUGCCAUUCAUUUGAAGGGCGCGGCUAAGACCAAGGUCAUGUUCUUAGAAGGUCUUGAUGAGAUCUGUCCUACCGUUGAAUCGCUCACGUUACUACCGGCACCAGAAGAGGAAGAGGUGGUUGAUCCGAAGGCUGUACCUCCAUCGAUCCCAACGUUACUAAGUUUCAAAGCUUUGAGUGUCGACAAGGAGAUCAAACCUGCUACCAGACAGUUACACAUUGGGUGUAUCAAGAGUACCGCACCUACUCAGAAAAAGAAUGGAGAAUUCUUCUUUGACAAUGCAGCAUCUCUGAGCGUCCAAGGCUUCCAGGUCGAACCUCAGCGAGGGAUGGUCGAAGCAGGGAAUACCAAACCUGUCACGUUCACAUGGACUCCGCCUAAAGGUCAUGACCCUAAUCUCCCGAUUGAAAGCAGUAUCAUCAUCAACCUCAAAGGGGACAUCUUAGAAAGAUACAACAUUCUCCUGAGAGCACUGGUGGUCUCAGAAUGAUUUCAUUUUUCCGUCAACAAUUUAUAGAACCGUCUCUAAUAAGUCUGAUGAAGCAAUGAUAAUUCUUGUUUCGAGAUAUCCUUCUCAUUUGUAAUAUUUUGGAUCUGGUGGGUGUUUCAUAAUACUGUUUAUAAUUUGCAAGGGACUUUAUGAAUGACUUGUGAUCCUAUCUUGUGGUAAUUGGUAUGUACCAAAUUUUUAUUGAUGUUUAUUUAGCGCUGAAGAAAGGAUAACCAGUCGUUGGUAAAGUCACUCAUUAUUAUGGACAGCUUUAUGAAGCAUCUACCUGGAUGGAUGCGGCUCAACACUCCUGAGGAGUAAACAUGAGUAAGGAUGGGUGACCCUAAAAAAUAAUAAUAGGGCAAUUCUGUAAAAAUAAUCAACCUUUUUGUACAUCCGACUCCUAUUUUUCUAAAGUUUUUAUUCACUUCAUAAACUGCCCAAGUCAUGAUCGUUUGAGAGCACUACAGACUGUCAAAAGAACCAGAAAUCAGAGACGGAACAUUUCACGAAGGUCUCAUGUAUUUUAUGGAAUUUCCCAAUAUAAAUUAAUACCAUUGGCAUUUUUGUUCUCACCAAGCUUUUCAAGAGUAUACGGUUGGCAGAAAUGUAGCCAAGGCUGGUACUUUUGACCUACAAGGCUCCUGGAGAAUACUUUCUCCCAUAGGUUUUGUAUAUGUGACUCAGCCGAAGGCAAAGGCCAGCAAAAUAUGGCCUGGAGGCCGCAUAGACUACUUCCCUUAUCGCUUAUAAUUUUUCUUGAUUCAAAUGAAGUUUUUGUUGUGGGUGGAUGUUGCCUUUGAACAAUCUUUUCCCUUGCAUGUUGCUGCUGCAUUGUGCGUUGUAUGCUUCCCUUACAUUGAAUGAGCUACUUUGCUUGCGUAAGCAGUAAUGAACAUCUAGAUUUGGUCGAAAUUCAGUUGGGCAUGUCAUAAAGCUGUUUGUAAUUUACAAACGAGUGGAUGGUACAUUGUAACUCUUUCUUGCGCCAAAUCCGAUUCUCAAUGCAUACUCUCAUCAGGUAACCCUUUCUUGCGCCAAAUCCAAUCCUCGAUGCAUACUCUCAUCAGGUUUAGGUGAAUUCCAGUCAACAUACAAUUUACAAAUUUCAUUGUAUAUCCUAAUGUAAAAAGUGAAUUACUUCUAAGAAGGGUAAUCACCAUAACCUCAAAAUCAGGAUUUGAUAAUUCCAUGUAAAUUUAGAGUGUUUUUGAUAUUUUCUUUUUUGUGGAUUCAUCACCAACCCAUUUUGUAUUUCUGCCAUUUUAUUGCGAAAAAAAUGGGAUACUUUUUUUGUACUGUUUGAUCCCAAAUACCGGUACUUCUAAUAUUUUUAUAGGUAUAGGCCUCUGCACAUGGGAAAGGGCAAGAAAAGAACACUAUUCACUGUGAAGUAUUAUUUCAUUUCAUGGAACAUAUAUUAUAUAUUUCAAAUGUUUAUGAUAGAAUUUUAUCCAACAUUAAGAUGUACAUAAUUAAACAUGUAUAUAAUCCUGUCCUUUGUAUUUAUAUGUACAAUAAUAAACUGACUUAUAAUGUAAAUUAACUAUGUACAAUAAUGUAAUUGCUUUAUGUACACAUUAUGUGUGAAUGACCUGUAUGUGUAUAUUUGUUAAAUAAAAUUAAUUUCUUGUCUCGC
Molecule: messenger RNA, 7085 nt
Organism: Lytechinus pictus (painted urchin)
Lineage: Eukaryota; Metazoa; Echinodermata; Echinoidea; Temnopleuroida; Toxopneustidae
Product: cilia- and flagella-associated protein 74-like
Exons: 36
Coding region: 119-5446 (1775 amino acids)
Source: RefSeq, a predicted model, not a curated record